Racocetra fulgida is the source of this 568-nucleotide messenger RNA. The record is from the annotation of a GenBank genome assembly. NCBI's taxonomy places the organism in Eukaryota, Fungi, Glomeromycota, Glomeromycetes, Diversisporales, Gigasporaceae.
UAAAUGUCGAAGACGAAGACAAUGAUGAUCCAAAAGACAAUGUCGAAGACAAAGACAAUGAUGAUCCAAAAGACGUUCAAAAGCUACUAGCAAAUGUAACAGAGAUAUUUGAUGAAGAAAAUUUGAAAAAACAUUAUAAUAAAGCUUAUGAUUAUGAUGAAGAAAUUGAAAAACUUAUUAAAUCAAAAAAUGAAAAGAAAAUUCUUGACUAUUUUAAGAAAUGCUUUAAACCGUGCAAAGACUACGUGAUGAAUAAAGGUUCUAAACAGUCCAUACAGUACAUGGAUAUUAAAGAAAUGAUUAAAAUCGCUGUUUUAAUUCCACGCCUUGUUGAGGAAUCUUACGAUAGUGUAGUAGCUGAGAUAAUGUGGCAGCUUACCUACGUUAAAGUUCCGGUAGAUUCUGAUAAUGACAAAUGGAUGCAAAAAUUAACUACAUUGUUGUUUCCAAGUAAAUUAAGUCCCUUUGCCAAACUCAUAGUUUUAAAUCCCAGUGAGUUAUUAUCUUCUAAAGAAUCCUACAGAGAAAUAUAUAGGUCACCACCUUUUCGAGCCAUUGUUAAGUUCAA